Columba livia (rock pigeon) is the source of this 2670-nucleotide messenger RNA. RefSeq names its product keratin, type II cytoskeletal 4. The transcript is spliced from 9 exons. Lineage: Eukaryota; Metazoa; Chordata; Aves; Columbiformes; Columbidae. The record is from RefSeq and is a predicted model, not a curated record. The coding region runs from base 86 to 1963 and encodes 625 amino acids. Gene Ontology annotation, molecular function: structural constituent of skin epidermis. Gene Ontology annotation, cellular component: keratin filament. Gene Ontology annotation, biological process: intermediate filament organization; keratinization.
AGCUCUCCUCCUCUCGUCUCCUCUCCUCUCCUCUCCCUCCCCGCUCCGCUCGCUCCUCCGCUUCGCCGCCGCCGCGCCACCCGCCAUGAGUCGACAGUGCUACACGUCCAGCUCCCUGCUCGGCCGCCGCGGCUUCUCCUCGGCGUCCGCCGUGUGCGGGCUGGGCAGGGCCGGCAGCAGCUCGGCCUCGGUGUGCCAGCCCGUGGGCCGGCGCUGCGGCAUUGGCGGCUUCAGCAGCCGCAGCGUCUGCGACCUGGGCCGGGGCCAGCGGAUUUCCUUCGGCGGGAGCUGCCGCAGCGGGGUCAGCGUCUACGGCGGAGCCGGCGUGGGACGUUGCGGCGUCACUUAUGGCGGUGGCCGCUUUGGCGUGGGCACGGUCGUGGGCUUUGGUAACUGCGGAAGCUACGGGGGCCUGGGCAGCUACAGAGGUCUCGGGGACGGCGUGGCCAUCGGAGGCUACGGCGGCGGCAUCGGCGGUGGCAUCGGCAGCGGCAUCAGCGUUGGCGGAGGGCGGUCGGAAGGGAUUCGGGGGGUCAGCAUCCACCCUGAGCUCCUGAAGCCCCUGUGCGUGGGGGUGGACCCCGAGGAGUGCCAAGUGCGGACCCACGAGAAGGAGCAGAUCAAGAACCUCAACAACCAGUUCGCCUGCUUCAUCGACAAGGUGCGGCUGCUGGAGCAGCAGAACAAGGUGCUGACCACCAAGUGGGAGCUGCUGCAGCAGUACGUGCUGCCGGCCUCCCGGCGGAACCUGGAGCCCGUGUUCGAGAACUUCAUCUGCAACCUGCGCAAGCAGCUGGAGUGUGUGCUGGGCGAGCGCGAGAGGCUGGAGAACGAGGAGCGCUGCCUCCGCGACCUGGUGCAGGAGUUCAAGUGCAAGUACGAAGAUGAGAUCAACAAGCGCACGGCUGCGGAGAAUGAGUUCGUGGUGCUCAAGAAGGACGUGGACUGUCUGUACCUGACCAAGGAGGAGCUGGAGGUUCGCGUGGGGCUCCUGCGGCAGCAGCUCGAGUUCCUCAAGUGCAUCUACGCUGAGGAGAGAGCGCAGCUGGAUUGCCAGCUGUGCGACACCUCGGUCAUCGUGCAAAUGGACAACAGCCGCGACCUGGACAUGGAGGGCAUCAUCAAGAGCGUCGAGUGCUGCUACGAGGAGAUCGCCCAGAAGAGCAAGGCUGAAGUGGAGGCUUUCUACCAAACCAGGCUGGAGGAGCUCCACAGCAGCCGGGGCAAGUUCUGCGACGACCUGAGGAACAACCAGAGCGAGAUAGCCGAGCUGAACAGGAUGAUCCAGAAGCUGCAGUGCGAGUCGGACAAUGUGAAGAAGCAGAUCGCGGCUCUGCAGACGGCCAUCUGCGACGCGGAGCAGCGCGGCGACUGCGCCCUCAAGGACGCCCGGCAGAAGCUGAUCGACCUGCAGACCGCGCUGCAGCAGGCCAAGGACAAGAUGGCCUGUCUGCUGCGCGACUACCAGGAGCUGCUCAACGUCAAGCUGGCCCUGGACAUCGAGAUCGCCACGUACCGCACGCUGCUGGAAGGAGAGGAGAGCAGGAUAUGUACUGGCAACCCCGUGAGCGUAGCCGUGGUGAGCGGCGGCGGCACCGUCGGCGAGUGCCGAUCCCUGUCCGGACUGGGUGGCAAAUGCACCAUCAAGACCGGGGCGGCCGGCGCGGGUUUGGGGGUGGUCUCCUCCUUCGGCGGCACCGGCUUUAGCACCCGCAGCGUGGAUUGCCUCCCCAGGGUGGGCGCCGGCUUCGGGGCGAGGAGCGCGGUGAGCUGCGUGGGCCGGGAGGUGAUUUCGGGCGCCGAGGGGGUGCAGUGCGCGCCGGGGGUGGCCACGCUGGGCAACGUGGUGUGUGCCGGCGUGGAGCAGUGCAGCCCGGGGACCGUCAUCAUCCCCGGCGCCGGGGUGUGCGGCACGGGCAGCAGGUUCGGCACAGCCGUGCGCGUGGUCAGAACAACCCGGUAGAGCCGGGGGGCGGCGACGCGUCCCCUUUGAAAACAAUCAGCAUUUCUGCAAUAAGAAAAACCAGUAUUCCCCUUCCUUCUGAGAGCUCUAGGGAUCACACAACCAUGCGCCGCCCGUGCCCACGCGAUUCGGCUGCUCGCUCUGCCGAAAACUCUUUGCAUGACCAAAACCCACCUUCUCCCGCACGUCCCUUUUGGGGGGACCCACCCCGCGCUCUGAGCAGGCGAGAUUCCCAUCUCGGACAGUCCGGACCUGCCUCCACCCCCCUCGCUGCCACCCCGCUCCGCUCCGCCUGGCCCCGGCCAGCCGGGGUUCGCCCUCCCUAGCGCAGCUAUUGCUAAAGGAUGAAUGUUUGGUCAUCCCGACUUCAGAAAGAGAAACCACACUUUAAUUGUCUGGGACGGAGCUGCAGCUAUUAUUUAACUUCUUUAAUGACACCAGAAAAUCCAAUUUUUCCUGUUUACGAGAGGGUUGGUAAUGCUCAUGUAAAUUGGCCCAAGUUGCUACACAAGGUUUGGUAGAGCAGAUUUUAAUUACACACCGACGAGCACCUUAUAUUUCUGUAGUUAAAUGCAUGCGUUGUUUUUCCUGUGUGUGUACCAGAUAGACGGAUUUAACGCUUCUAAUGUGUAAGUGAACAGAGUCGAUUACGCUUCGCUUACUCCAGACUUGCAGCUGUGCCUUCAAUAAACUACAUGCAUAAUUCA